UAUUGCAAAGACUUACAUAACGGAGUAUCAGUUGACAUAGGAACAUCCUAAACGUUUCUUCUGAGAACACGACGCGAUGUACGUGCGAUUGCUAAUUCUUCUCGGUCUCGCGGGCGGAAUAUCUUGUUUCACGGUCGAACCACAAAAUGGUACUUCGCUUUUAGUUGCAGGUGUAGGUGAUUACAAAGUGAACUCUCGGAAAAUGACGUGGAACAAUGCUCGCAAGGCCUGCAGGGAAGACGGAGGUCACUUGGUCGUUAUAAACUCGGACGACGAGGCGGCGCAUUUGCUAAGAACGAUGACAUCGUCACACUUCCCGGAAGUCUGGGUAGGUAUCCACGAUCUGUUCGUCGAGGGUGAAUGGGCCACCGUGACGGGCGAAGAGCUGAAACCACCCCUGUACGAGAAAUGGUUUCCAAGCGAACCUAACAACGUCGGCGGAGUAGAGAAUUGUGCUAUUUACUCGAAUUUGGGCGGUUUGGACGACCGUCCGUGCAACAGAAUGCACUGGUUCGUGUGCGAAAUCGACGCCCAUGGAUGUUAAAGUUCACGCAAACGUGACAGCGACAAUGUUUUUUUUUAUAUCCAUGUAAACAAACGAUGUUGCACAAAUACAUAAUAUACGAGAAA
Messenger RNA from Colletes gigas, 630 nucleotides. Its product is annotated as hemolymph lipopolysaccharide-binding protein-like. The coding region runs from base 77 to 544 and encodes 155 amino acids. The record is from RefSeq and is a predicted model, not a curated record. Lineage: Eukaryota; Metazoa; Arthropoda; Insecta; Hymenoptera; Colletidae. The transcript has 3 exons.